Messenger RNA from Eruca vesicaria subsp. sativa (arugula), 1236 nucleotides. The record is from the annotation of a GenBank genome assembly. Lineage: Eukaryota; Viridiplantae; Streptophyta; Magnoliopsida; Brassicales; Brassicaceae.
CCCCAAAAUAUAUAUAUUUCUUGUUGUAUUAAGAAAAAUAUUUGUUAUUUUUUUUACUAUUUGAUUAUCUUUUUAUACCCUCCUUUUCAAGGGACGCAUCCUCUAUAGCUAUGUCCUUCCAUUCCCUUUCUAGUAGUUUUGGUUAGCUGUUGUGCACAUUGAGCAUCCCUAGUGAAUGAUUCAGAUUCACCUCUUUUCUUUUAUUCCACAUUUCGACAUCAUCCCUUUAGUUUGUUUAUAUAUACACAUCGCCUUCUCAUUUGUUUAUCAUCAGUUGUUGUUUAUUUGUCUUUGAACCUUGAAGGCUUUCAAAAGAAAAACUACAAUCUUUCAGCAACAAUGAGUUAUUCUCAUCAAAGCAUGGGUUCUGGUAGUAGAAAUGCAAGAGGAUAUGAAUUUGGAAGGACGUAUGUUGUGAGGCCUAAAGGAAAGCAUCAAGCCACUCUAGUAUGGCUUCAUGGUCUUGGUGACAAUGGCUCUAGCUCAUCUCAGCUCAUGGAAAGCUUGCAUCUUCCAAAUAUAAAAUGGAUUUGCCCGACUGCUCCUACGCGUCCUGUUUCAAGUCUUGGUGGAUAUACCUGCACUGCUUGGUUUGAUGUUGGGGAAAUUUCUGAAGACAGUCAUGAUGAUAUGGAAGGGUUAGAUGCUUCAGCUUCACAUAUUGCAAACCUUUUGUCCUCUGAACCGCCAGAUGUUAAAGUGGGGAUAGGUGGUUUUAGCAUGGGAGCAGCGAUAUCUCUUUACUCUGCCACUUGUUAUGCUCUUGGACGUUAUGGAAGUGGCCACACUUACCCUAUAAACCUACGAGCUGUUGUAGGGCUCAGCGGCUGGCUUCCUAGUUGGAAGAACUUAAGGAGCAAAAUAGAAUGUUCAUAUGACGCUGCAAGGCGUGCUACAUCAUUACCAAUCAUACUUACACAUGGAACUGCCGAUGAUGUGGUUCCUUAUAGGUUUGGAGAGAAAUCUGCGCAGUCUCUUAGCAUGGCUGGAUUUCGACAAGCUAUCUUUAAGCCAUAUGAAGGACUUGGUCACUACACUGUUCCCAAAGAAAUGGAAGAAGUCGUUCAUUGGCUCACAACAAGGCUCGGGCUAGAGGGCUCACGCUAAACAAUACAGACUGCGAUGCAUCUAGCUAUAUAGGAGCUAUGGUCGACCACAAAUAACAAAUAAUAACUGGGAAAGAAUUUGGGUGAAAAAAAUGAUGUAAACUUGAGUUAGUAGAAUGCAUAAUGGGUG